UGUUGGCAGUCGAUUGUAUCGCCGUGAAUACAAAAUCGCUCAAAUUAUGUUGAAGUUACAGUACAUUUUUCUUUUGCUACCAUUAACUUAUGUGCUGAGUUGUACUACCGCUCGAAGUGAAACCAGAUUCAAUCUAUCAGUGAUUCAUGUUAAUGAUUUUCAUGCAAGAUUUGACGAAACUAGUGACUCGGGAGGCGUUUGCAAAGAGAAGGGAAAAUGUAUUGGAGGUUUUUCUCGACUUUACAGGCAAAUUAAGGAUCUUUUAAUUGAAAGACCAGAUUCGAUUCUACUAAAUGCAGGUGAUAAUUUCCAAGGCACCCUUUGGUACACAUUGGGAAAAUGGAAUGUCACCCAGGAAUUCUUAAACAAACUUCCAUUUGAUGCCACAGUUUUAGGAAACCACGAAUUUGAUGAUAAUAUUGAAGGUCUAAACUCAUUUAUGAAGACACUAAAGAGUCCGAUAGUCGUCUCUAACAUGAACGAUAGUUUGGAACCUACAAUUCAAGGACUGUACAACAAAAGCACGGUAAUUGAGAGGGGUGGAAAAAAAAUUGGGAUAAUAGGAGUCAUCAUUUCAUCUGUUGACCAAAUUGCCGCCACGGGCAAUCUGAACUUUUACUUAGAAUCACCUAGCGUUAACGCAGAGGCGGAACGUUUGGUAAAAGAGGAGGGAGUUUUCACUAAUAUUGUUGUUUCUCAUGCUGGAUAUGAUGUGGAUCAAAAGAUUGCUGCUAAUGCUUCAGAAAAGAUCAGCCUCGUAGUUGGUGGCCAUACACACACAUUUUUAUACACUGGAGAAAACCCUCCUGGGCCUGAACCAGUCAAAGGACCAUACCCAACCAUUGUCCGAAGCAAAACCGGCAAAAAUGUUCUCGUUGUUCAAGCAUCAUGCUUCUGCCGGUACUUGGGAAAUAUAACUAUAUUUCUGGAUGAUCUUGGAGAAAUUAUAGACUAUUCUGGUGUACCAAUUUUUCUAGGCAGCAAUCUUUUGCAAGAUGAACAAAUUAAUAAAGACCUGCUCCCCUGGAAAGAGAUGGUAGAUGCUAUGGGUGGUACCGUGCUGGGGUCAAGUCUAGUUACUCUAGACAUGAGCAAGUGCAGAUACGCAGAAUGUACGUUUGGAAACUUGGUGGCAGAUGCUAUGGUUUAUUCAUGGACUGACAAAGCUGAGGAAGGGUCAUGGACUUUCGCUUCCAUUGCUAUUGUAUCCUCAGGAAGUAUGAGAACCAAUAUAAUUAUUGGAAAUAUUACCUACAAUGACCUAAGUACUGCAAUACCUUAUAACAACACCUUUGAUGUUGCCGAGAUUCAAGGAAAACAUAUUAAAGAACUGUUGGAAUACAAUACCCUGCCUUAUUUUGAUAGCUCAACUGAUGACAAAAGCUUAAAACUUAUGCAAUUUGCAGGCAAGUUAACAAUAAUACAUUGCGAACUAUACAAUUCAGUAUGCAAUUUGAUACUAUUUUUUCUGUACAAAAUAUAUAUAAAUCUAUUAAGAGGAAGUAGAAAUUAUAUCUGCUAUAUUACCUACAAUGACCUAAGUACUGCAAUACCUUAUAACAACACCUUUGAUGUUGCCGAGAUUCAAGGAAAACAUAUUAAAGAACUGUUGGAAUACAAUACACUGCCUUAUUUUGAUAGCUCAACUGAUGACAAAAGCUUAAAACUUAUGCAAUUUGCAGGAGUCCAUGUUGUAAUGAAUCUAACCCGUCCAGAAGGUGAGAGGGUCGAAUCGCUGAAACUUCGUUGUCAGUCAUGUGAGAUUCCUGUAUACGAAAAUAUCGAGUUGAACAAAACCUACAGGAUAGUUAUUAAUUCUUAUGUAGCGAAUGGAGGAGACAAUUAUCCAAUGUUAACUGAAAAUAUUAAGAACUUGCAAGUUGGUCAAUUUAGUACAGAUGUUUUAAUCGACUAUAUUGGCCACAGGUCUCCCGUAUUUCAAGAGGAAGAAGGAAGAAUUGUUAUUCUCAGAUAAAAUGAUAAGAGUUGUAGAUUAGUGUUCUUUUAAUUGGAAAAUGUUUGCUUAAUAAGACUUUAAACAAAAAAUAAUAUUCAUAA
Anoplophora glabripennis (Asian longhorned beetle) is the source of this 2058-nucleotide messenger RNA. RefSeq names its product apyrase-like. Bases 47 to 1975 code for a protein of 642 amino acids. Gene Ontology annotation, cellular component: plasma membrane. Gene Ontology annotation, molecular function: 5'-nucleotidase activity; metal ion binding; nucleotide binding. Lineage: Eukaryota; Metazoa; Arthropoda; Insecta; Coleoptera; Cerambycidae. The record is from RefSeq and is a predicted model, not a curated record. The transcript has 10 exons. Gene Ontology annotation, biological process: AMP catabolic process.